Molecule: messenger RNA, 2156 nt
Organism: Electrophorus electricus (electric eel)
Lineage: Eukaryota; Metazoa; Chordata; Actinopteri; Gymnotiformes; Gymnotidae
Product: C3a anaphylatoxin chemotactic receptor
Biological process (GO): phospholipase C-activating G protein-coupled receptor signaling pathway; complement receptor mediated signaling pathway; inflammatory response
Cellular component (GO): plasma membrane
Molecular function (GO): complement component C5a receptor activity; G protein-coupled receptor activity
Source: RefSeq, a predicted model, not a curated record
UACAGAGCACAGACUGGAACAGUCUUCCCUACCUUAAGCGCAUGUCAGCACCACGCGAAGACAUCCUUCGCAACAGUGAUACCAUGGCAGAUGAAGCAUCCAGAGUUGUGCAGAUGGUGGUUACAGUGGUGAUCUUCGUGGUGGGCGUGACCAUGAAUGGCCUAGUGGUUUGGGUGUUGGGAUUACGGCGAAGGAAGCUGCGGGGAUCUGUGGGUUGUGAAACGCAAGGCGCAGGAAGCUUCAGGGUAUAUGUAGUGAAUCUAGCAGUGUCUGAUCUUGUACUGCUGCUGCGUACACCAUUAAUGUUAGGCUAUCUAGCAAAUCACAACAGCUGGCCCUUUGGAGAGCCUGUGUGCCAGCUGGUCAUGGUACUGCGCUGCCUUGGAUUGUACGCCGGAGCAUUUCUGCUGAGCGCCGUGGCAGUGGAGCGCUGUUUGUGCCUGCUACGGCCUGUCUGGGCCAGACUGCGGCGUCCCCGAUGGGUUGUGCCAGUAGUCUGCACUCUGCUGUGGAUCAUCGCCUCUGCCCUGUCUGUGCCCUACAUCCAGUCGUCUGGGAUCAAGGAAUUCAACAACCGUACGCAGUGCAUAGAAAACAAAGAUGGACAUACGUUGAUUGUCAUGGAGACGGUGGGGGGUUUCCUGCUCCCACUGGUGCUUUUCCUGUCCUGCAACCUAGCGGUAAUCCUUGCUGCGAGGCGUGCCGAGAAGAGGCCGACAGUAGUCACCACACCCCCCACCUCCCCCACCUCCCCCACCUCCCCAACUGGAUCCAAUUACACCUCACAGAAGAUGACUCGCCUAUACCAGGUUCUUUUCCUCACCAUGCUCAUUUUCCUGACCUGUUGGGUACCGUAUUUCACCUGCCGUUUUCUGAAGGCACUGUUCGAGGCAAAAGGUUGGCUAGACCUUAUGUACAGGGCAAUGAAGGGUACAUAUGUGGCAUUGUACCUGGUGUACAUUAAGAGCGCACUAAAUCCAAUCUUGUACGUAUUUGCUGCUCGGGGACUGCGACAUACUGUCCGUGCCUCGCUGCUCUCCACUAUUGAGCGAGUCUUUAAUGAGGAUAUGUCAGAGUCGCUACGCAGGAAGUCCCUGCGACGAAAAGACUCGCAGUUCUAGGAAAGCACAGACCAUGAAAUACCAAUCACUGAUCUCAAAGACACUACAUUUUUAUCAUUUAGCAAAUGUGUUUGUCCAGAGCAACUUACAGAAGUGCUAUAUGAAUUUCCUGGAAUAGUUAAUUAUGAGUGUGCAGUACAUAACUGCAUGUUCAGAUCUGAACUAACAGGAAUAAAGCAAAGCAAAAAACCUGAUUGAUGAUCCAAUUAUGUACUGUAUUAUGACCCACAUGCAGGGACAUAGAUGGACUGGCCACAGUGGAAGUUGGAUUGAAGCACCAGAAAAGCCCUCAUUCUUUUGCUUGUAGCUUCUGAGCACUUCAUUGGUGAAGUUGUGAUUCACAAACAAAUUAGUUUGAUUACACUUCGAAUUUCAUGUUAAUCAAUUCUCCUCCGUUGAGACCAGCUGCAGAGGACACACAAAUGGAAGGCCUCCACGUUAACGUGACUGGCCCACAACAUUUUUCAUCAACCAUGCUAGCUUCAUUGUAAAUAAUGACUGAUUCAAAAAGACAAUAGGUAAAAAGCCAUGUGUUCUUUGUAUUCUGAUGACAUGAUGUGAAAAAUUUAGACCUGCCUGAAUUUUUGACCCCUUGUAAUAAGGAGGUCUGGUGUCUAUGUUGCUGUGCAGUGCAUUCUCAUGUCUACCAGUCCUCAGUGUAGUUCAAGCAUUCAGGCUUUUCCUUUCAGUUGCUGUCCAUCUGUAGAUAACUUAUGACAAGAUUUUUUUUGCUGAAUUUAUGCAAGUAUUUGAACAUAUAUGGACAAGAAAUUAAAACCAUUUUCAGCUCAGCAUGUGUAUUUUCCAGUCGAUGUUUUACUUCAACUAAAAGGGCUUUAAUGAACAGUUUACAAAGUAUAUCCAACGUGCGUCCUGCUUCUUGCAUAAGGCCAUAAACCAAACAGGUAUGACUGGUAAAUUAUGUUUGAAGCCCAGUGAACAAAGAAUUACACAUGAAUGCAUGACACAUACCUGGCACCUGUGUGCUGAGUAUGGCCCAGGUUUAAUUUUAAAAAAUAAAUAACAUAGAUCAGC